Molecule: messenger RNA, 865 nt
Organism: Durio zibethinus
Lineage: Eukaryota; Viridiplantae; Streptophyta; Magnoliopsida; Malvales; Malvaceae
Molecular function (GO): RNA binding
Source: RefSeq, a predicted model, not a curated record
UGCUUUAAGUUUAGAAAUCGUUGAAAAGCACCUUUACUUUUUUGCCGCAUUAUCUGACCAUAUGAGUCGAAAGAGAGACAAACCCUACUUCUCCCGCCACGCCCCCGCUUCCAUCUCUAAACGGCGCCGUGCUCUGCAACCUCAACCCCCGCCGCCAACUGAAGAUGAGGACAAGCCAGCAGCCAAGCAAACGCCGCCACCCGCUGUGGUCGUCAUGGGUCUUCCUCCAAAUUGUUCGGUGCUCGAUUUGAAGUCGAGAUUUGAGAUCUAUGGCUCAAUCUCCCGCAUCCGCAUCAACAGUGAUGCUAUCGGCUACAUAGCAUAUCGCUCCAAAGAAUCCGCCGAGUCUGCCAUCGUUGCUUCGCUUGAUUCCUCCUUCGGCAUUACUGUUGAUUCCAAAAAGGUUCAACUAUUGUGGGCAACCGAUCCUUUAGCUCAAUGGACAGAUGGGGUAGGGGUUGGUGCUAUUAAGGAUAAUGGGUCAUUGUCGUCAUCUAAGCUUUUGCGGCCUGAGGUGCCUUUGAGCAGGUAUGGAAGAGGUAAUAAGCUUGCAUCUGCUAUAGUCAACCCAAGAAGAGCUGGUGAUGGUUCUUCAAUGUUACGAAUGCCUAUUAAAGGUAGAGAAAUUGUUGCCUAUGAUGAUAUUCUGUAAUGCAGGACUAUGGGUAUCUGUUCUCUUUGUAACGGUAGUGCAAGUUUGAUCUUAGCUUUCGUUUUGCGGUUUUUUUUUUUUCACUCUAAUUUCUAGAAUCGAAUAUUAAUGUCUGUAUGGUGUAAAUGGUUUGUGUCUUGGAGUUGGAAAAAUGAACGGAAGGAAUGGUGUGGUUUUGGUUUAUGGUUUCUAAUGAUGUUUGUAUAGUGCCAA